AACAACAAAGCCGAACGAAGCGGACGUGUUUUACGCGGUUCGCGCAUUUGUGAUUGGUUGUAAAUAUUAUUGCCGUUUAAGGAAAGCAAUUUCAAAUAUCAAACGAAAAAUGUGCCGAUGCAAAAAAACAACAAAUGCCAAUACAUGAAUAGUACGCAAAUGAUUAUAUAUUUUUAAAAAGUGCUAGUGUACAUAAUCAUAAAAUAUAAAGUGCCGUCCAAAAAACGGUUGAUUUUUCGCGCAACGGUUUUUUUGUUCACACAAAAUACAUAUACACGCUCGCACACACACACACAAGCAUAGAAAGGGAAUACGAAAGAAAGGUGGAAAAGGGAAAUUGAUCAAAACAAAGCUUAUAUGCAACAGUAAAUUUGCAAAUUAUACGGCUGCAAUAUGUUCGAGUUGGAGGAUUAUUCAAGCAGUAUCCAUGAGGGUUUCUUCAGUAAAUAUGCGGAUGCCGCAGGACCUUCACUGGAUUUUUAUGUGUCCGACUCCAUGCAGGACAUGUUGGAUGUGGAUAUCCGGGCUGAGAUCGCCAAUGUUGUGGGCAGCUCCAGUGACAUGAGCUCGUUGGAUCACGCUCUGGAAGCCAUUUCGGCCAUCAACAACAGCAACAACAACAACAAUAGUAAUACCAACAGUCUGUUAUCAUCGACACACAAUGCGAAUGCCAAUCUGCUUGCCACAAGCGCGUUGCACGCCUCGCCGACCGCCAAGUGGAUGGGAUCGUGUGCCAAUUUCUGGUCAACAGCCGAUUAUUAUGCCGAUGUUGGCGCCUGUGUAAAUCCCAUUUCGGUGAUGCCGCUUAUCAACUCCAACUCCGGCUGCACAUCACUCCUAGGCUCCGGAUCGCCACAGAAGACACGAGGAGGUGGCGGCGCGACGGCGGCGCAGGGCAGAGCGGGCUCUGCCGCUGGACAGUCGCUGGUUGUGCCGCCGGCCUCGCCAUGUGAUCAGCACAAAUCGCAUUUGACCUUCUCGCCGGCACAGAUGAAGGUCAGUGCCGGCUCCAUGCGGCGGGAGCAAGUGAUGGCGCAUAUUCCAAAGCAGAUUUCAGCCUUGCCCAUUUCAUCAUCCGCCGUGACGGGCGGAGGAGCAACAGGAGUGGGAGGAGGAGGAGGAGGAGCCACAGCACCGGGAACCAUGGCAACGAAUUCAGCCCUGCAGAUGCAGCGACGCAAUUCGCCGGCACUGGAUGCGGUUCGCAAGGAUCUGGGCACGGAGCUGCGUAAGGUGCAGUCCAAUAUGGAUCAGGAGACAAAGAAUACUGCCAAAAAUAACAACAGCUUGCUGACAACGAACGGUGCCACCAGUACCAUCAAACUGGGACCUGGCAUUGGUGGGCUGACCUUUGCCAACAGUGCCACAUACAACAAGCUGAAGCAACAGACGUCCGUCAAGUCGCCCAACGGUGCUCCCCUCACCUCCAAUGGCAACAUCUUGCUCAAGCGGGAUCGUGAGGCGAGUCCACUGCACAAUAUGGCAACGUUGCAUGCCACAAAGCGAGGCAGUGCCCCAAAGAGCAUUGCCUCGGCGGCACAUUCCCCGCAUCAUCAAAUGCAGAUGCAGAGCAGCCUUGGUUCACCAUCCUCGACGUCUUCGUCAACAAGUGGCCGUCUUACCUCCACCGCAUCCUCCUCCCCCUUGUCCAACAACAACAAUAACAGCAACAGCAACAACAACAGCAACCACAGCAAUGUGAAGACGUUGCAACAGAAGAUGAAGGUGCCUGCAGCUGCCAUGAGCAGCAUGUUCCCAAAACCCGCCUAUUCCUAUUCGUGUCUCAUUGCGCUGGCGCUGAAGAAUUCGCGUGCUGGCUCUUUGCCCGUCUCGGAGAUCUACAGUUUUCUGUGCCAGCAUUUUCCGUACUUUGAGAAUGCUCCCAGUGGGUGGAAGAACAGUGUCCGUCACAAUUUGUCGCUGAACAAAUGCUUUGAGAAAAUUGAACGUCCGGCAACGAAUAGCAAUCAACGCAAAGGAUGCCGUUGGGCCAUGAAUCCUGAACGCAUCUGCAAGAUGGACGAGGAGGUGCAGAAAUGGUCACGCAAGGAUCCCGCCGCAAUACGCAAUGCCAUGGUCUAUCCGGAGCAUCUGGAAAGCUUGGAGCGUGGCGAAAUGAAGCAUGGCUCGGCCGAUUCCGAUGUGGAGCUGGAUUCUCAGUCUGAGAUCGAGGAAUCCUCGGAUCUAGAGGAGCACGACUUUGAUGAUACUCUAAUCGAUGCGAUGCUCGUCGAAGAGGAGGAGAAUGAUGAUGUUGACUGGGCAAAUAGCGAGGAUGAGGAUCAGGAGGAGUUUGUGUCAUGUAAACAAUCUAGCAAUCACCUGCCAACAAAUCACCAAAUGCUGCUUGCACAAAAGAAUGCAGAUUUUGACAUCGAGGUUGACGAGCUGUACGAUGCCAUCGAGAUUGAGGAUGACAAGGAGGCGGUGCGUAAUGCCAUUGCCAGUGGACGGACCCACAACAGCAUCAUUGAGCUGAAUCCGGCCGAUCUGAAUGUCAACGAUGGUUAUCAGUCGCCAAAGCGAGCUCGUCUCGACAUCAACUAUGCCAUCGGUCCAGCCGGUGAACUGGAGCAGCAGUAUGGCCAGAAGGUGAAAGUGCAGCAGGUGCAACAGAUAACACAGCAACAGCAACCGCCCACGUAUAAUCGUCGCAAAAUGCCGCUGGUUAAUCGAAUCAUAUAAGCGAUCACAGCAUAGGCAGCAACCACACCUCUCUAUAUAUUUAUAUAUAUACACAAUUGAAAUACAUGUAUAUGUGGUAUAUGAUAUGCACUUAGUGUUAGGUUUAUAUUUAAGAAACACCCGUCAGUUACGCUUAAUACUUUGAUCCAAAGUGGAUUUUUGUGUGUACACUGUACACUCCAUAUAUAUACAUUUAUAGGGAUUUAUAUACAUUCAGUUCUAUAUGUACAUAUAUGGCUCGGUUCUGUUGAUUCCAAAUUAGUUUGUUAUUCAAUUUAAAUCAUAUUGCAAUGCAUUAUUUUUAUUUUCAAAUAAAUGUUUAUGUUUUCAAGCAUUCAAGAAUAAGACCUCGGACUUCACAAUUGACACAUAAUUAUAAAGUUCGGUUAACAAUUUUGACGCUUGAGCAAAAACUCAAUUGAUAAUAUUAGUAUGUGUAAUUGUUUAAACUCUUAAUGUCUAGUGUGCUUAUUGUUUUCCAAAUUCUUGACUUUAAAGAUACACUUUGAAUCUGAUCUCUAAAGAAAACAAAAUUGUUUACUAAUCUAUGUUGUAUGUAAUCACAAUUGACGAUUUGUUUUCAGUAUGAUCAACUUUUUGACUACAGUAGUAAAGAAAAAGUAUAAAAUUAUGUAAAAAAAAAAAAACCAAAUAAUUAUUAUGAUUAAGUGUAACAUAACAAUUUUUGACAACGAAAUAUGAAACACACAUCGGUUAUAUUUCCACACUUGUUAACUGUACAUACGAAUUGCAUUUAAACGCAUUUGCAGCGAACUUUAUAAUU
Messenger RNA from Drosophila innubila, 3469 nucleotides. RefSeq names its product homeobox protein 12 (gene jumu). The coding region runs from base 394 to 2685 and encodes 763 amino acids. The transcript is spliced from 4 exons. Gene Ontology annotation, biological process: regulation of transcription by RNA polymerase II. Gene Ontology annotation, molecular function: transcription cis-regulatory region binding; DNA-binding transcription factor activity, RNA polymerase II-specific. NCBI's taxonomy places the organism in Eukaryota, Metazoa, Arthropoda, Insecta, Diptera, Drosophilidae. The record is from RefSeq and is a predicted model, not a curated record.